This is a messenger RNA of Trichomonas vaginalis G3, 2346 nucleotides long. RefSeq names its product ankyrin repeat protein family. Gene Ontology annotation, molecular function: protein binding. The record is from RefSeq and is a predicted model, not a curated record. Bases 1 to 2346 code for a protein of 781 amino acids. Lineage: Eukaryota; Parabasalia; Trichomonadida; Trichomonadidae. The transcript has a single exon.
AUGAGAAAAGGGGUUCAACUUAAUUUUGAAUACAUUGGGUCUCACAUCAAAGAUUACACUGAUGACAAUAAGUUAUUUACUAUAUUCGAAGUCGAAGACAUCAAUCAGAUCAUGAGAUUCGCAAAUUUAUCAACAAAUGACUUUGUUAAUCUGCUAAAACAAGCUCAUUCUACAGUCAAUGCAAAAAAACUAUAUUUUUCCACUCGAAAUGCAAAUAUUACCGCACAAAACCUUGGAGAAGUCAUUGAACUUCUUAAAUCAGUCGGAGAAUUCAUGAAAAUGAGAAUACUUGAUGGAGCUAUUGACAUUUUGAUACAGUUGGAAAAAGGAUUGCCUACUUUGGCUAAGCAAAUCCCAAAUUCUAAUCUGGAAUCAAUUAAAGAAAACAGUGAAGGAGAAAUUCUAUCAAAAAUUCGAGAACUUAGGAAACUUGAUGAUAUUAAACACGUCUACAAUUUCUUCGAUGAACUUUCAUCUCAAGGAAAUCAAAGAAUGAUUUCAAAAGCUUGCAAAGAAGAUCUUUGGAAAAUCGUACCUUUUAAAAAUACAGUGCUUGGUAAUGAAAGAAAUAUACUUCAUAUAGCGUGCGAAAAAGGAAAUCUCAACCUUGUUAAAUCACUCAUAGAUAGUGGCUGUAAUAAAGAUAUUAAUGAUAAUCAUAAAUGUUCUCCACUAAUCUAUGCAUCAAUAGGAGGCCAUCUUGAAGUUGUUAAAUAUCUUGUCUCUGUUGGAGCAGAUAAAGAAACAAAAAAUAAGGAUGGAAAAACACCACUUAUUGUUGCAUCAAGAUAUGGUCAUCUUGAAGUUGUUAAGUAUCUUAUUUCUAUUGGAGCUGAUAAAGAAGAAGAGGAUUAUGAUGGAAAAACUCCACUCAUUUGGGCAUCAGAAGAAGGUCAUCUUGAAGUUGUUAAAUAUCUUAUCUCAGUUGGAGCUGAUAAAGAAGCAAAGAAUAAUGAUGGAAAAACUCCACUCAUUAUUGCAUCAGCUAAUGGUCAUCUUGAAGUUGUUAAAUAUCUAAUCUCUGCUGGUGCUAAUAAAGAAGCAAAGAAUAAUUAUGAAUAUACUCCACUCAUUAUUGCAUCAUUAAAUGGUCAUCUUGAAGUUGUUAAAUAUCUUAUCUCAGUUGGAGCUGAUAAAGAAGCAAAGAAUAAUGAUGGAUAUACUCCGCUCAUUAUUGCAUCAUUAAAUGGUCAUCUUGAAGUUGUUCAAUAUCUUAUCUCAGUUGGAGCUAAUAAAGAUGCAAAUGAUAAUGAUGGAUAUACUCCGCUCAUUAUUGCAUCAUUAAAUGGUCAUCUUGAAGUUGUUAAAUAUCUUAUCUCAGUUGGAGCUAAUAAAGAAGCAAAGGAUGAUGAUGAUGGAGUAACUCCACUCAUUUGUGCAUCAGCUAAUGGUCAUCUUGAAGUUGUUAAAUAUCUAAUCUCUGCUGGUGCUAAUAAAGAAGCAGAGAUUAUAAAUGGAGUAACUCCACUCAUUUGUGCAUCAUUAAAUGGUCAUCUUGAAGUUGUUAAAUAUCUAAUCUCUGCUGGUGCUAAUAAAGAAGCAGAGAUUAUAAAUGGAGUAACUCCACUCAUUUGGGCAUCAUUAAAUGGUCAUCUUGAAGUUGUUAAAUAUCUAAUCUCUGCUGGUGCUAAUAAAGAAGCAGAGAUUAUAAAUGGAGUAACUCCACUCAUUUGUGCAUCAGCUAAUGGUCAUCUUGAAGUUGUUAAAUAUCUUAUCUCAGUUGGAGCUGAUAAAGAAGCAAAGAAUAAUGAUGGAUAUACUCCGCUCAUUAUUGCAUCAUUAAAUGGUCAUCUUGAAGUUGUUCAAUAUCUUAUCUCAGUUGGAGCUAAUAAAGAUGCAAAUGAUAAUGAUGGAUAUACUCCGCUCAUUAUUGCAUCAUUAAAUGGUCAUCUUGAAGUUGUUAAAUAUCUUAUCUCAGUUGGAGCUGAUAAAGAAGCAAAGAAUAAUGAUGGAUAUACUCCGCUCAUUAUUGCAUCAUUAAAUGGUUAUCUUGAAUUUGUUAAAUAUCUUAUCUCAGUUGGAGCUAAUAAAGAAGCAAAGAAUAAUGAUGGAUAUACUCCGCUCAUUAUUGCAUCAUUAAAUGGUCAUCUUGAAGUUGUUAAAUAUCUUAUCUCAGUUGGAGCUAAUAAAGAAGCAAAGGAUGAUGAUGAUGGAGUAACUCCACUCAUUUGUGCAUCAGCUAAUGGUCAUCUUGAAGUUGUUAAAUAUCUAAUCUCUGCUGGUGCUAAUACAGAAGCAAAGGAUGAUGACGGAAAAACUUCACUCAUUUAUGCAUCAGAAGAAGACCAUCUUGAAGUUGUUCAAUAUCUUACACAUAUUGGAGCUAAUAAAGAAACAAAUAAUUAA